AUGUCCCGCGGCUCUCCUGUAUGGGGCAUCUGGGCUUUGCUGCCAGGCGGCUCCGUGGACAUCAAUCACGCCAGGCGCGUCGCCAGGUGUCGCCCCUGCUUCGGCUUGGGCAGGGGCCAUAGGCUAGGGGAGCUCGCGACGCUGGCGGGCGAGGGGGGCGGCCCCCAGCGCUGGGAACGGCUCGGGGACUGCGAGGCCCCGCGGCACCCGGGCACCCGGGCACCCGACGCGCCCGGGCACCCCGGCAUCCGGGGCACCCAGCUACCCGGGCACCCGGGCGCCCAGGUGUUCGGGCUGGGGCACUCCCUUGGCGCCAAGCUGCACGUGAUCCGGCACUCCACUGGCGUGGAGGGAGCGCGGUCGGAGCCGCUGGCCGUGAUGGCCUUCAACAACUUCGGCCUGUCCGACUCGCUUACCCUUGCCAAGGAGGCGCUGCAGGCCUUCCAGGGCGGCAGUGUGUCCCCGACGGUUGACGCGGUGUGGAACAUGCUGCAGCCGCUCGCGCAGCAGGCAGCCAAGAACGCGGGGAUGGAGUUCACGCCAGACCCGGGUGAGAUGGAGGACAUGAUCAGGGCGGGGUACGCGGCCAAGAGCACGAGGAUCAUCGGCUUCGGCAUAGACCAGCUGGACUGCGGCGCGGACCUCUCCGACGCGGCCUCCGAGACGGGUAGCGGGCCCAUCGUGUGCAGGGACCUGCCUGGCAACCAUCUGACGCCCGUCUUCUUCAGCGUCGGCGACCUCGCGGGCGAGGCGCUGGGCGGCGCGGGCGCCAUGGGACAGCGCGCGGCCAAGGCCGCGCAGCAGCAGAGGUUCGAGGUGGGCGACCAGCAGGAGCUGGAUGCGCUGUUGGAGGAGCUGGCGGCGUGGCUGCGCCCGUGCACGUACACGUCCUACGCCUCCAGGCACCUGAAGGACAAAGACCAGGCGCAAAGCAACGACUGGAGGGAACAUGACAACCACAACACCAACCACAUCACGAAGUACAAGUACAUCGUCCUCCAGGAGCAGGAGGGGGACGAGGACAGUGACUUGGAGGUGGCCCUGGACGAGGACGCGGACGCCGUGCAGGAGGCUCGGAAGGACGUCUCCUACCGUUUCGUGGAGGACGUCGUCGACUCGGAGGUUGCCGCCACCCCGCGAGGGCCCGCCGACGCGGGCACCGGCGCCCCGUGCGGCGCUGGGCCGUCGCAGCGGGCGAAGGACGACUAUGACCUCAUGAGCGAGAGUGACGGGGACGAUGACGAGGAACGCGGGUCGCCCGUCCGAGACGCGGGAUGGGCGGCCGCUGACCUGCGCCCUGGGCUCGCGAGUGCCCCCCAGCGUCGCCGCCCGCUGCCACGCGAGGCUGCCGGCGCCAUGUUCGGCGGCGGUGCUGCCCCUGGCGUGGGCGGCGCUGGUGGCGGGGGCGCGCUGGCGGGGCCAGCAGGCGGCCUCCUCGGCGUCGGAGGCGGAGGCGUCGCGGGUGGGUUUGCGGCCCUGCCUCCGGGCGCAGGCGCCGUGCUGCCGCCGCCCCCGCCACCUCGUGGCAAGGCCGCUGGCGGAGGCGCUGGAGGCAGGCGCGCGGCCAAGGCGGCCAGGCCCUGGGCGGCAUGGGCAAGCCGCCGCCCGCGGGCCGCGGCGGGAAGGCGGCUGCCGCCGGCGCCGUUGCUGGCGGAGGACGUGGCCGCCGCCGAGGUGCCGCCGCGGCUGCUGCAGCCGCUGGUGCCGCCCCCGCUGGAGGAGGCGCGCCUGGAGCGCGCGGCGCAGGAGGUGUGGUGCUUGGGCUUCCUGGCGUCGGCGUCGUCGGCGGGCCGCCCGCUGCCGCUGGAGGCGGAGCGGGCCCAGCGGGUGCCGCGUUCCCGCCUGCCCCGAUCGCGGGCGGCCCGCCUGUGGGCUGUGGCGGCAUGGCCCCAUGGGCCGCAGGAGGCGCUGGGCUGCUGGGCUUGGCUGGAGGCUACCCUGGCGGUGCGGUCGUCUGGGGGGGGGGAGCUGCGGGGCCUGCCGGUCUUCCCGCGUACGGCGGCGCAUUCGGCAUGCCAGCGGUGGCUGCUCCUCGAGGCUGCGGCGGAGGACCUGCUGGCCCCUGGAUCUACCCCCCCCUUGGCGCCGUACGCUCUUCAGCAGCUCCAGUUGGCCCCAGGCGCGCGUCUGGAGCUGGUGAUGUACGACGCUUGGGGCCAGCCGAGCGGGACGGCCGAGAUCUGCGUGACAGGCGUCGGCGCGAGGGCCGCGGCGGGCUCGAGCGGAGACGACGGCGCAGACGGAGCCCCGAGGACCGAGGAGCAGCUCAAAAAGGUGGCGCAGCGCCUGGAACUGGUGGAUUUCAGGGGCGUUGGGCUGGCCUCGCAGGGGGAGCUCGCGUUGGCGGUGGCGGCCUGCUCGGGCCUCGGGCAACGCUCGCUGGCGGCAGGGCUGCUUUUCAUCGGGCAGGGGUCGCGGCCGCGGGGCAGCGGGGCGAGGGGCUGGCGCGCGGCCCGCCGCGCCGCCGCGGCCGCAGCUUCGGCGGAGGCGCGCCCGCCGAGCCCAGCCAGGGCGUCGCCCUCGCCUCGGCGCGCGCGGGCGGCGGCCGCGGCGCGCGGGCUCAGCCCUGGGCUGCGUCGCAGGCCCGGCCCCCGCCUUGGGCCGCGAGCGCGGGGCCCGCCGCGGCGCGUGAUGUUCGCCGAUCCCGUGGCGGAGCGCAGCCCGGUCAGGCAGGGCCCCGCGGGCGGGGCGGCCAAGGGGGGUCAGCUAGCGACCGCGGGCCUGCGACAGGUCGAGCGGCCCGCGGCGCGACGAGGGCGAGUGGCGCGGCAAGAGCCCUGGCAGGGGCAAGGGCGAGCGCCCCAGCGAGGGCAGGAAUCGACAUGCAUGUUGGAGGAGUUGGAGCGCGGCUACCGCUCCGACACCUCUAGAGGCAGCUGGGGGUCCGAGAUCACGAGCAACAGCACGGGCGUGCUGCCGAUGAACCGCGGGGCCAUCCCUUGCCACUUCCCGCGGGGAGCGGUCGUCGUGACCUGA
Prorocentrum cordatum is the source of this 2976-nucleotide messenger RNA. Lineage: Eukaryota; Dinophyceae; Prorocentrales; Prorocentraceae. The record is from the annotation of a GenBank genome assembly.